UGACAACAUCGUCACAUCGGAGGUCAAACUGAUAGAUGCGCACGAAUUGCUGACGCCAACAAGGGGAUUAGUCGGAAGUGUGUUAACCAUUGCAAUGCAUCGUGGGAACGUAGGAUCGGUUCCACCUGAUGUGGUCGGGGUCAGUACGGGACAGUACGUUCUACAACACUGACAGGUGUCUCAGGAAGUUUGAAAAUGGCGUCGUCCAAGCUGCCAUUGGUGUUAGUAGUCAUUUUAGGUUGCUGUGCAAUACACACCUUGGCGAAUACGUGUCCUCUUGAGUAUCCAAUUGAGUCCUGUCCAGCCGAAGGCGAUCGUGAAGUUGACCAGUAUUGCUGUUACUCGCCGGAAGAAGGUUAUCAUUGUUGUGCAGACACACUACCAACGUGGGCGAUUGUACUGAUUUGCAUCGGGGUUGUUGCGGUCUUAGUAAUUGUUGGAUGCCUUAUAUGCUGUUGUUGCGGAUUCUGCUCCUGUAUCACAAGCUGUUGUAGGAAAGUGAUUUAAGUAGAGCCAUGCUGUAGACAUGUUGUGUGUGCCGGCCUGUUGGAGCCC
Messenger RNA from Saccoglossus kowalevskii, 555 nucleotides. RefSeq lists its product as uncharacterized. NCBI's taxonomy places the organism in Eukaryota, Metazoa, Hemichordata, Enteropneusta, Harrimaniidae. The record is from RefSeq and is a predicted model, not a curated record.